AACACAUAAUUCUCUAUACUUUAUAUGAAUGAGUUUGUGUGUGUGAGUGAAAAGUGUAACAUGGGGGAUAGAAAAGAUGAAAAUGGAUCUUCUUUACAGUCACCUUUGCUUCAAAUAAUAUCAGUGCAAAAGGAUGAUACAGAGGCAGUGAGAGAGCAAUACAAGGAAAGGGUGGUAGAACUAGAAUCAGUAAGAAGAAAAAAUUUCUUUGAAGAAGUGAAGAAGCAGUUAUGGCUAGCAGGGCCUUUGACAUCUGCGUCUCUUUUAAAUUUUGGCAUACAGAUUAUAUCUGUGAUGUUUGUUGGCCACCUUGGCGAGUUGCCUCUCGCAGGUGCUUCAAUGGCUACUUCUUUUACUUCUGUCACUGGCAUUAGUGUAUUGCUAGGAAUGGCAACUGCGUUGGAUACCUUGUGUGGCCAAUCAUAUGGAGCAAAGCAGGAGCAGAUGUUAGGCAUACACAUGCAGAGGGCCAUGCUCAGUCUUAUGAUUGUCAGCAUACCCUUAGCUAUUAUCUGGGCAAACACCAGUUCCAUUCUGAUUUUCCUUGGCCAAGAUCCUGAAAUAUCUGAAGAAGCCGGAAAAUUUGCUCAAUUAAUGAUCCCAAGCCUUUUUGCUUAUGGUCUUCUUCAAUGCUUAAACAGAUUCUUACAAACCCAAAAUAUUGUAUUUCCACUGACCUUCACCUCUGGAGCUGCUACUUUGCUACAUCUUAUGUUAUGUUGGAUUUUGGUCUUCAAAUCUGGACUGGGGAGUAGUGGAGCUGCCAUAGCAAAUUCUAUAUCUUACUGUGUGAAUGUUUUGAUGCUGGCACUCUAUGUAAAGUUUUCUCCUUCUUGUGCAAAAACUUGGACAGGAUUUUCAAAAGAGGCACUGCAUAAUAUUCCUUCUUUUCUGAGGCUUGCUAUUCCUUCAGCUGCUAUGGUUUGCUUGGAGAUGUGGUCAUUUGAAAUGGUGGUUCUCCUAUCCGGUCUUCUGCCAAACCCUAAGUUGGAAACAUCAGUAUUUUCUAUCUGCUUGAAUACAGCAGAAACUUUUUGGAUGAUCUCAUUUGGUUUCAGUGGAGCUGUGAGCACUCGAGUAUCAAAUGAACUAGGCGCUGCUCAUCCUUCGGCUGCAUGUUUAGCAGUUCAUGUUGUCUUAGUAAUGGCACUUAUCGAAGGAACCUUAGUUGGAACAGUGAUGAUAUUAAUCCGCAAUAUUUGGGCCUAUGCGUAUAGUAAUGAAAUAGAGGUGGUCGAAUAUGUAGCAAAAAUGUUGCCAAUUCUUGCAGUAUCACACUUCCUGGAUGGAUUCCAGUGUGUGCUUUCAGGUGCAGUUAGAGGAUGUGGUUGGCAGGAAAUUGGUGCCAUUAUCAACCUAGGCUCUUAUUAUGCAGUUGGGAUUCCAUCAGCUAUUGUGUUAGCUUUUGUAUUAUGUAUUGGAGGGAAGGGGCUUUGGCUAGGGAUGAUAUGUGCACUUGUUGUACAAGUAGUGUCUUUAGUAAUCAUAACCUUACGUACUGAUUGGGAGCAGGAGGCAAAGAAGGCUAUAGAUAGAGUCAAUGAUUCAAUGACACCAGAGAGCAUAGUAUCCUGAAGUUGUACCAUCUUCAAAGCUACACAUUCAGAGCAAAAUAAUUCAAUGA
Molecule: messenger RNA, 1624 nt
Organism: Trifolium pratense (red clover)
Lineage: Eukaryota; Viridiplantae; Streptophyta; Magnoliopsida; Fabales; Fabaceae
Product: protein DETOXIFICATION 16-like
Exons: 8
Coding region: 25-1575 (516 amino acids)
Biological process (GO): xenobiotic detoxification by transmembrane export across the plasma membrane
Cellular component (GO): membrane
Molecular function (GO): xenobiotic transmembrane transporter activity; antiporter activity
Source: RefSeq, a predicted model, not a curated record